AUGCCGCUACCUGCAGUCUACGGAGCCGUGUACGCUUCGGCCACCAGCUCGGCUCCGGCCGGUAAGAAAGCAUUGCGUCACCUGGAAAACCUGCCGCUGCUCGUGGCCUCAGACUCGCUCGAAUCCAUGACGACGGAGGGCAAAUGGCUCCCUCGCUUCAUGCGCCGAGCAGUUGUGCGUAGCGUCGCCAACCGUAUCGCCGGUCUUAUAUUGGUGGGCACAUCGGCCUUCUUGGCCAGUUGCAUCACCACACUGGUCAAGGACGACACAAUAAAGCUAUCGGCCAUCGAGGCGCUGUUCUGGCGCUCUCUCGUGUCCUGGUUUCUUACCGUGGCGGCCUUAGCGACCACCAGCACGAAGAUGCGUGUGAAAAAGGAGUUCAACCGUCCGCUCACGCUUCGAUGUGUCUUUGGCUGCAUUUCAACGACUCUUACCAUUGGUGUGCUGGAGAAACUGGCGGUGUCGAAUGCCACCGCAGUCACAUACGUCAGCCCUCUGCUAGCUUUCGCGAUGGCCACCUUCUUCCUCAAAGAAAAACCGGGAGUUUUCACAGCAGUCUGUUCUGCUCUAUGCGUUGCCGGUGCUGUUUUGGUCGUGCGACCAGCCUUCCUCUUCGGCAAAAGCGGGUCAACUGACGCCAAGUGGUAUCACCGCUCGAUGGCAAGCUUCGUGACUUCGAAUCUGUUCGGCGAGUCGUUAGCCGUCGGAUGUGCCGUCGUGGUAGCUUUCAUGCAGGCGGGCGCUUAUGUAUCGCUUCGCAGCUUACACAAGGUGGAAUAUCUCGUUGUGAUGCAAUAUUAUCUUUUCACGAUGACGCUCGCCGCGCUGGCGGCGAUGCUAGGCAUUCAGCACGGCAAGUUCAAGGCUGGAACGUCUCUGGAGACUUGGGGCGCCAUCGUAGGCACGGGUGCGUUGGCAUUUGUAGAGCAGCUCUUCCUCACGCGUGGAUUUCAGUUUGAUGGCGCCGGUGUAUUGGCCGCCACGCGGCUCUUGCACGUUAGCUGCGAGUUUGCGUGGGGCGUCAUCCUGCUGGGCACUGCUUUGAACCCAUGGAGCGCCGGCGGUGCUGGUGUCACUGCGGCCGGCGUGCUUUUCCUCGCGCUUCGCCGAGUGCACACUCAUUGGGCAGCAAGACGCAGCUUGAGGAGGAUUCUGCAAUAA
Phytophthora infestans T30-4 is the source of this 1161-nucleotide messenger RNA. Its product is annotated as Drug/Metabolite Transporter (DMT) Superfamily. NCBI's taxonomy places the organism in Eukaryota, Oomycota, Peronosporomycetes, Peronosporales, Peronosporaceae. The record is from RefSeq and is a predicted model, not a curated record. Gene Ontology annotation, cellular component: membrane. The coding region runs from base 1 to 1161 and encodes 386 amino acids. The transcript has 3 exons.